GUCUACUUGAAACAAGUUGAGCUAGAUGACGAAAUGCUGGUUGCCGGAGUUGCCCAGCCCUUUCCGCAGGUCAAUGCUUGGAAGGCAGCUUAUGAAAAGCUGAACGACGCCUUGGACCAAGCAAUUGAAGUGAUGGCUGCGGAGUAUUUCUACUCUGCCCCGAUGCGGCGACAGACCGCGGUGAGUGACGGGCUAGAGUAG
This is a messenger RNA of Symbiodinium pilosum, 201 nucleotides long. Lineage: Eukaryota; Dinophyceae; Suessiales; Symbiodiniaceae. The record is from the annotation of a GenBank genome assembly.